Molecule: messenger RNA, 759 nt
Organism: Spinacia oleracea (spinach)
Lineage: Eukaryota; Viridiplantae; Streptophyta; Magnoliopsida; Caryophyllales; Amaranthaceae
Product: 21 kDa seed protein-like
Exons: 1
Coding region: 1-759 (252 amino acids)
Molecular function (GO): endopeptidase inhibitor activity
Source: RefSeq, a predicted model, not a curated record
AUGGCUAAUCACCUUCUUCUUCCAGCUGCAACCAUUUUCCUAACCCUCCUUUUUCUCUCUCCUGCCACGGCCACGGCCACGGCCGCCGACUCCGUAGUCGUUGACAUCGAUGGUAACCCAUUAGAAGCAGGCUCACAAUACUACGUCCUCACUUCGGGAUCCAGGGGAGCAGGCCGUGGCGGCUUAAACGCUGUACCCUUGGGUGGCAUUUGCCCUUUAUACGUAGGUCAACAUAGGAGCUGGAAUAAUCGAGGCAGCCCCGUAAGUUUCUACCCUGCCGACCUUUCACAGAAAAACAUCACACUAAGUUCAGACGUCAACAUUGCUUUCGGGCUAAGCGCCAUGUGCAGGAACCAAGGGGUGUGGCAGCUAAGUUCAAAUGAGCUUGGGGUAUUCUACAUAACUACCAAUGGAGAAAUCGGAAACCCCGGUGCUGAAACCUUCACCAACUGGUUCAAGAUCGAGAAACUACCGUUUCCUAAAUCUAAUUCAUAUAGGAUAGUGUAUUGUUUCGCAGUACCUAAACCUGGUCCUGAACCUGUACAUGUUGUUCCUGAUAGUCGUCGUACUGGUCCUGAAUCUGUUGUUCCUACUGAGUAUUGUCAACAGUUGGAUGCUACUCUACCCGGCCCUUGGGAUUUGUCGAUGUUAAGUCUUGUACCAAUUGAUAACCCUCUUCCCUUCUUUGGUUUUGUAUUCAAGAAGGUCACUACUACUACUACUACUGCUAGUACUACUACUGCCAGUAGUAGCUACUAG